Messenger RNA from Cucurbita pepo subsp. pepo (vegetable marrow), 1481 nucleotides. RefSeq lists its product as uncharacterized. Gene Ontology annotation, biological process: translation. Gene Ontology annotation, cellular component: ribosome; mitochondrion. The record is from RefSeq and is a predicted model, not a curated record. Gene Ontology annotation, molecular function: structural constituent of ribosome; mRNA binding. Lineage: Eukaryota; Viridiplantae; Streptophyta; Magnoliopsida; Cucurbitales; Cucurbitaceae.
GGGAGCCCUAAUUGCCCAUUGAUCUGCAGCAGUGUUCCUCCGGAGCUUACUCAUCUUCAGUCAUCAACGUCGCCAGUCCACCAAUCUUCACCUCCCUCAGCGCCUCGCUCUCAUUUCGGCUGCGCAUUCAGUCACCCUUGCUCAGCGCUUAAUUCUCAUCUCAUAGCGUAAGGCCACUGAAUUGCCCUUACGGAAGCCAAAAAUGGGUUUGAACUAAUAACUUGCUACCUUAGGAGGAAAGUUCAUUAACAACUUGAGAAAUGCACUUAGUUUUAAGAACAAGGCAUCUCCUACCCGGUGUGUUUACAAACAUCGUUCGUUCCCCUGUGGUUGCCUUCAACUUAAAUGGAUUACGUAGAAAUUACGCUCAACCUGCUCGGAUAGAGGAGGAAGAGGAGGAAGUGGAAAUUGACCAGAGAAGGCUUCCAGCUGAUUACGAUCCAGCAAAUUUCGAUCCAACACAGCAUCGCAGUCCUCCAACUGAUCGUGUUUUUAGGCUUGUGGAUGAAAUAUCAGGACUCACAUUAGUUGAAGUUGCUGAAUUAUCUUCCAUUUUGAGGAAAAAAUUAGGAAUGACAGACAUGCCAGUGGUUGGAGUUAUGAAACCAGGAGCUGCCGGAUUAGCUGGUAUGGGUAUGAAGGCAUCAGCAGCAGCUUCCAAGGAGGAGAAGAAGCCAGAAAAGACUGUUUAUGAAUUGAAAUUAGAGUCUUACGAAGCAGCUGCAAAGAUUAAAAUUAUAAAGGAGGUAAGAAGUUUCACGGAUUUAGGGCUUAAAGAAGCAAAGGAUCUAGUGGAGAAAACGCCAUCAGUGUUGAAGAAGGGAUUGUCAAAGGAAGAGGGUGAACAAUUGAUUGAAAAGAUGAAGGCACUCGGUGCAAAAGUCAUCUUGGAAUGAAUUUCUUCUACAACACUUUGAUAAAAGUCACGAUCCACCUCCAACACAGCCUCGAUGACAAUAUGGCGGACAUCACUGAGAUCCUAGGCGUGGUUAACAAAUAGGCCACAGGACGAUAGGCCUAAAUGCAACGAGUGUGGGAAGAACCCCUCCAACACAGCCACAACAACAAUCUGAUAGAUAUCACUGAGAUCCUAGGUGUGGUCAGGCCACAAGACGAUAGGCCUAAAUGCAACGAGUGUGGGAAGAACACCUUCAACACAUCCACAACGAUAAUCUGACAAACAUCACUGAGAUCCUAGGCGUGGUCAACAACGAUAGGCCUAAAUGAAACGAGUGGGGGAAGAACACCACCUCCAACACAUCCAUAACGACAAUAAUCUAAUAGACAUCACUAAGAUCCUUGGCGUGGUCAACAAACAAGUCGGUAUGAAAAUAAACAAGACAAUAGGCCUAAAUGCAACGAAUCUGAGAAGAAUCGUUAAGGGCAAUGUUUAGCCUGUACCAGAACCCGUUAUCAUUUUCAUUGGCUUCUCCAUUGUUGGAAAGAAUACAUUAUAUAAUGAGGAUGUAAAUCUUUUUUCA